Messenger RNA from Austrofundulus limnaeus, 1229 nucleotides. Its product is annotated as gamma-aminobutyric acid receptor subunit rho-1. The record is from RefSeq and is a predicted model, not a curated record. Gene Ontology annotation, biological process: monoatomic ion transmembrane transport. Lineage: Eukaryota; Metazoa; Chordata; Actinopteri; Cyprinodontiformes; Rivulidae. Gene Ontology annotation, molecular function: transmembrane signaling receptor activity; extracellular ligand-gated monoatomic ion channel activity. Gene Ontology annotation, cellular component: membrane.
GCAGCAACAACAAAAGCUCUUCUGGCAUUAAUUCAACUAACAGAAAUGCGUCUCUCUCUCUCUCUCUCUCUCUCUCUCUCUUUCAGAUUGUUAAGAGCAACCUUUCAGAUCCCAGCGAGCUCCUUCCUCCUCAGCCUCUCUACAUGUGUGUCUCCAGACUGGGUGACCUUACAAAUGAGCAUGCUGCAUCGUUGUGAGAUUUGGUGUUUCGGGGCGGUGCAAAGUGGAGUGGAGUGCAGGGUAUCUGAGAGCAGCAGAGCACAGGGAGGCAGGCACAUCCGCCGCUGGAGGGAUCAAAUCUGUACCAUCUGACGCUCAAGGAUUUAUGGGUUUAGUCAAAAUUGCUUUUCCCACUGUGGAGAUUAAGCACAGUGGGAUGUUUUUCUCCCGGGCCGUAGAGUAGCCGGGUGGAGCUGCUGCUGUUUCUGUUUUUCUCCCUCUUAUCGGCUCCGGCGCUGGAGGAYGAGGYAAAAWAAAAYGYAAAAAAAAAAGAGGGGGAAUGUCUCGGGAGGGCACGGUGCUUCAAAAACCCUGGCGGGAAGUAGAUUCUGAUUGACGGGAGAGGUCCGUCCUCCGGGGAGUGUGAACCAUGCAGGCGGAUGCAGUCGUUGUGCUCUUGUGUYUUUGGCUCACAGCUGCAGCCGGGAAGAUGGUUCAGCCGAGAGGUCACAAGCUGGAGACCUACAAACAAAGCAGGACAAGAAGAGAAACCAGAAUGGAUGGAGGAGGCGGUCACAAAUCUGGGAGCCCAAUUUACAAACGAAGCCCAGACCUGACAAAAUCUCCCGUGACCAAAUCUGAGCAGCUCCUGAGAAUAGACGACCACGAUUUCACCAUGAGGCCAGCGUUCGGAGGUCCUCCGAUACCUGUUGGAGUAGAUGUUCAAGUUGAAAGUAUCGACACCAUCUCUGAGGUGGACAUGGACUUCACCAUGACGCUGUAUUUACGUCACUACUGGAAGGACGAGCGGCUCUCGUUUCCCAGCACCACCAACCAGAGCAUGACCUUCGACAGCCGCCUGGUGAAGAAAAUCUGGGUCCCUGACAUGUUCUUUGUCCACUCCAAGCGCUCGUUCAUCCACGACACCACCACGGACAACGUCAUGCUGAGAGUGUACCCUGACGGCAACGUCCUCUACAGCCUCCGAGUCACAGUCACUGCRAUGUGCAACAUGGACCUCAGCCGCUUCCCCCUGGACACCCAAACCUGCUCACUGGAGAUUGAGAGCU